Messenger RNA from Culicoides brevitarsis, 1151 nucleotides. RefSeq names its product zwei Ig domain protein zig-8-like. The record is from RefSeq and is a predicted model, not a curated record. Gene Ontology annotation, cellular component: neuron projection membrane. Lineage: Eukaryota; Metazoa; Arthropoda; Insecta; Diptera; Ceratopogonidae. The coding region runs from base 193 to 969 and encodes 258 amino acids. The transcript is spliced from 9 exons. Gene Ontology annotation, biological process: synapse organization.
AAAAAACGAAAAUUAAUGGAAACGUGGACUUAAUUAAAUUUUGGGAUAUUUCGUGACAUUUUUAGUGCUUCUGUGAAAGAUAAUAAAUCCAUCGUGAAAGACACUGAUUGGAAAAAGUUAUGGCAGAGAGCUGGCCAACAGAAAAUAUCUAAUUUAAAAGAAGAUAACAAUCUCGAUUCAACCGAUACUUCGAUGAUAGAAGAUAAUGAGGUCAAAGCUGAGAACGUUACAGUACAACUGGGUACAACAGGUUUUCUCGUGUGUAAAGUAACAGGCACCGAUCGAGUUGGACUGAAUUGGAAUCAAAUAUCCUGGAUACGUCGUCGUGAUUGGCACAUCUUGUCAUCCGGAUCGCAUACCUACACGAAUGACGAGCGCUUCACAGUGUUGCACGCACCUGGCUCAAAUGUUUGGACAAUGCAAAUUAAAUUUGUCCAGCAACGAGAUAGUGGCUUGUACGAGUGCCAGAUAUCAACGGCAACUGGUAUAAUGUCACAUUUCGUGAAUCUACAGGUUGUUGUGCCAGAAGCAUUUAUUUUGGGCUCCGGUGAGCUGCACGUUGACAUGGGUUCAACAAUUAAUUUAGUUUGUAUCAUAGAAAAGAGUCCCACACCACCGCAAUAUGUCUUUUGGCAACGCAACGACCACAUGAUUAAUUAUGACGAUUCGCGACAUGACAUCACCAUCGAAACGACACCUGGUCCCCGCACCCACAGCCGUCUCAUCAUUCGGGAACCCCAGAUAACCGACAGCGGGAAUUACACAUGCUCAGCAAGCAAUACCGAACCAGCUAGUAUCUACGUAUUUGUUUCGAAAGGUGACAAUACGGCCGCAAUAUCUAAAAGGAAAGUAAAUUCUGGAAUCACAUCAACAUCUGUAGCUUUUAAUACCUGUCAUAGUUGUAUUUUAAUUAAAUUCAUGUAUUUAAUCCCGAGUGCAGUCCUAACUUUAUUGGCUAUUCACAGCUAACUGUAAAUACCAGCAAUAUUCAUCAGAAGUAUACUACUACGUGCAUAGCAAAAUAUCGAGAUGUUUAUUAUAGUAUUAUAUAAUGAAAGUGUUGAAAUCCAGCAGAGAGAUUUAUCAAAAUAAAUUAUAAUCAAGAUAGGAGAUGCAAAUAUCGAAUCGUAUGCGAAAGAAAAUCGUUAAUG